Molecule: messenger RNA, 2163 nt
Organism: Megalopta genalis
Lineage: Eukaryota; Metazoa; Arthropoda; Insecta; Hymenoptera; Halictidae
Source: RefSeq, a predicted model, not a curated record
ACUAACCACACAUUUAAAUUUUCCAGAGGAAAACAAAAAUAUUUGUGGGUCGGUUACCAGAGAAUUGUCGCAACGAUGAGUUGCGACAAUUAUUUUUACGUUUUGGCGAAGUAACGGAAUGCGAUGUCAUGAAUCGGUAUGGAUUUGUCCACAUGGCCCGAGAGGAAGAUGCAGCGGCAGCGAUCAAAGCUCUUCACAAUUCCAACUUCAAAGGGGCGACAAUCAAUGUGGAACAGUCAACUGGGAAAUCACGAGGCGCAGGAGGAGGACGCAGGGAUGGAGACAGAAGAGGUGGACCAAUGAGAGGUGGUAGAGGAGGACGAGACGGUGGUAGAGACGCUCGUCCUGGACCAUACAAUGAUAGAAGAGGUGGCGUCGCAACGGGGUACACCGAUUACAAUCGUGGCGCUGGAGACUUUAGUGGACGUGGAGCAGACUUUGGAACUGGGUACACCGAUCGUGGAGCGUAUGGACAAAACGUGGGAAGCGCGGCAAUGGGAUACACUUCAACAGCACCAGGAAUGGGAGGAGGAUAUGGACCAGCGACUGGAGCCGUCGGAGGAUAUGGACCAACUGCCACCGCCGAUUAUGGUCGAACUGCGGACUAUACCCGCGCUGCAGAUUUUGGAGCUAGAACAGAUUAUGAAUUUCCAUUUGCAGUAGUUGGAGGUGGAAUGACUGGAGAUUUUAAUCGUGGUGCACCUGGUCCUAUGGAUUAUGGACGUACUGACAAUUUCGGUGCAAAUCGCACAGUUGAUUAUACAGCUAGAAAUGAUUAUGAUCGAACUGCGACUGGCCCUAUGAGAAAUGGUGGUGGUGCUGUUGCCACUACUGGGUAUGGGACAGGGUACUCAGAUGUAGGAUAUGAUGAAAGCCACUGGCCAAUGAGUACUGGACCUAGCUACAGCACUGGGGCGCCUAGUUACAGCACUGGUCCUGGACCACAACCAGAUAUGUUUAGUAGAAGACCUGGCAGUGCCGUCCCCAGUGGUGGAUAUCCGCCUGUUGGUGGAGGUUAUACCGAAGGAUACGACAGACCAGAUGCUUAUGGUCCCCCGCGUGGUGGUGGACGAUUACAAGCGGGAUGAGGAUACAACUGGACUAUGAGAUGAACUCUAACUGGAAGUAUGAGUCCUAUUAUACCUUCCUAUACUCAGGUUGGUGGACUUAGCUUGCGAUGGAAGGCAAGAGAAGAAGACGAAUCAAAAGAAGAAAAAAGGAUUAUAUUUGUAGCCAUUAAAGUGUAAGAAAUUCUAUUGCUUUUUAUUCUAACAUUAACACAGAAACGUUUUUACUUUUAUAUCCCGUUAGCUUUAUCAAUAAUAUGUAUCAUUUCAAAGCAAAGAAGUACUUAUAUAUCUUGAAUUACUAAUUUGCAAAAAUGUUACAAACCCUCACAAGAUAAUAUGUGAAGAUUCAACGAUAAAUUGUAACAUUUUCGUACUGAGAGAAACAUGUAUUCAAUUCUUGAUUCUUUGUGGAUUAUAAUAAAUUAAUUUCUCAAUUAUAUCUUAUCGUAAUAUUGGAUUGGUCCAUAAGUUCACAUGCGCUUUUAAUUUCGAUUUAAAUUUUUCGCAUAAUAAAAUUGCCUAACGAGCAUGUCUCAUACAUCAUUCAAAAGCUUUAAUUUUCUUCUGUUAUGCGACUGUUUACUUAUUCGUUCCAUGUGAGUAAUAAAGUGACUAAUUUUUUGAAAACUAUGGAUUAUCAAGUUAACAAGAAUGAACAUCUCCGAUAUGUUUUGCUGUACGAUUAAAUUCGUAAUAAAGUGAUUAAUUUUUUAAAAACUAUAGAGUGUCAAGUGAAUAAGAAUUAAUCGUACAGCAAAAUAUGUCGAUGAUGUUCAUUCUUGUUACCUUGGCACUCCAUAGUUUUCAUAAAAUUAAUCACUUUAUUACUCGCAUGGAACGAAUAAAUAAACAGUCGCAUAACAGGAGAAAACCAAAGCUUUCGAAUGACGUAGGAGACAUAAUUGUUAGGCAAUUAUUAUGCGGAAAAUUUAAAUCGAAAUUAAAACCGCACUAACUUAUAGACCGAUCCAAAUAGACUUCACGUUCUCUUAAGAAAUAUAAGUUUUACCAUACUGUACAAGCGGUACUUUUCUAUGAACGAGAUUAUAACUGUACUAUUUAAAUAAAAUGAAAUACAGAAUGUAAUACUAAA